CUAUCAUCACAAACGUUCUUCCACCCAAUCAAAUUCCACUCUUUAUUCCUAAGCUCAAACAAAAAAGGUUUGCCUUUUCUUUCUUUCUCCAUUCUUAGCUACCUCUCCCCAAAUCAGCUUAAUUAACCUUAAUUAGGGUUUUUGAGAUCUGACGGUGUAUUCGGCAGAAAAAACCCUAGAAAUCUUAGUGGUGAGAAAUGGGAAGGGGAAAGAUUGUGAUCGAAAGAAUCGAUAACUCUACCAGCAGACAAGUUACGUUCUCCAAGAGGAGGAGCGGGCUGUUGAAGAAGGCCAGGGAGCUCGCCAUUUUAUGCGAUGCAGAAGUUGGAGUCAUCAUUUUUUCCAGCACCGGAAAACUUUACGAAUUUUCAAGUACCAGCAUGAAAUCAAUUAUCGACCGAUACACUAAAGCCAAAGAAGCACACCAUCAGCUGCUUAAUCCCGGGUCCGAGAUCAAGUUUUGGCAAAGGGAGGCUGCAACUCUAAGGCAACAGUUACAGGAUUUGCAAGAAAAUCAUCGGAAACUGAUGGGGGAAGAACUUUAUGGGUUGAACGUCAAAGACCUGCAACGAUUAGAAAAUCAGCUGGAAAUGAGUCUGCGAGGCGUUCGUAUGAAGAAGGAACAGAUACUAACUGCUGAGAUUCAAGAACUGACCAGAAAGGGAAAUCUCAUCCAUCAACAGAACGUUGAGCUCUAUAAGAAGGUAAAAUACAUCGAACAAGAAAAUAUGGAAUUGAAUCGAAAGGCUUACGGCGCAAAGGACCAUAUCGCAGCAAACACAACCGGCUUUCUUCCGUUUGGUUUCACGAUUAGCACACAGCUGCAAUCACCGAUCCAGCUUCAACUGAGCCCGCCUGCAGUCCAAGAUAUGGAGACACAAACGAGAGCGAACAAAUCAAGGUAACGUCGCAUUGGAUGUCAGCUUGUAUACAACUAAGGAUGUGGGCACAGCUAAUACCAGGAGAGAUUGAGCAGCGCAGAGGGAUUUCUACAGUUGUUUGGAGUUGAACUGCAUUUGGAGGAUUUCUAUACAUAGUUGCUUGGAUUUCAACUGCUUUUGAAUGCAAAUAUCAUAUGUUUCA
This is a messenger RNA of Sesamum indicum (sesame), 1083 nucleotides long. It is a transcript of the gene AGL21, whose product is annotated as AGAMOUS-like 21. Gene Ontology annotation, biological process: positive regulation of transcription by RNA polymerase II. The record is from RefSeq and is a predicted model, not a curated record. Gene Ontology annotation, molecular function: protein dimerization activity; RNA polymerase II transcription regulatory region sequence-specific DNA binding; DNA-binding transcription factor activity. NCBI's taxonomy places the organism in Eukaryota, Viridiplantae, Streptophyta, Magnoliopsida, Lamiales, Pedaliaceae. Gene Ontology annotation, cellular component: nucleus.